Messenger RNA from Hibiscus syriacus, 4504 nucleotides. RefSeq names its product disease resistance protein RUN1-like. The coding region runs from base 51 to 3338 and encodes 1095 amino acids. Gene Ontology annotation, biological process: defense response; signal transduction. The record is from RefSeq and is a predicted model, not a curated record. Lineage: Eukaryota; Viridiplantae; Streptophyta; Magnoliopsida; Malvales; Malvaceae. The transcript has 5 exons. Gene Ontology annotation, molecular function: ADP binding.
UUAUCGGCAUCGCCGCCAUCCCUCCUCGAGUUUCAUCUGCCAUCUUCCUCAUGGCUUCUUCUUUUAACUCCUCUUCUUUCAAUUUGAAGUAUUCCUCCUUCCCUUCUCGUCAAUUGAAGUGUUUUCUCUGCCCUUCUCGUCGACUGAAUUAUUCUCCAUCCUUUUCUCGCCGAUUGAAGUAUUCUUCGCCAUCUUAUCUUCAAUUGAAGUAUUCUUUCUCCCCUCCUCGUCAAAUGAAGUAUUUUUCGCCCCCUUCUUGUCGAUUGAAGGAUUUUUCCUCCUCUUCUUGUCAAUUAGAGUAUCAGGUUUUCUUGAGCUUCAGGGGUGAAGACACGCGCCUUAACUUCACCACCCAACUACUCCAAGCUUUGAAAGCCACCGGGAUGAAUGUCUUCUUCGAUGAAGAAAAACUCGAAAGAGGGGAACAACUUUCACUAGCACUUUCCCGAGCAAUUUCAGCCUCAGAUCUCUCGAUAAUCAUUUUGUCCGCCGACUAUACUUCUUCCAAAUCAUGCUUAGCCGAACUCUCUGACAUCAUGCAUCGCAGGCGUACGCGACAAUAUAUUGUUCUCCCCAUCUUUUACCAUGUUGAUCCCUCCGAUGUGCAAAAUCUAAGUGGAAGUUUCAAAACAUCCUUCGAUGUCCAUGAAUCAAAUGGGCUGCGUCAAGUGCAACAGUGGAAAGAGGACUUCGCCCAAGUCGGAUCAUUAGCCGGAAUUCGCAUAGAGGACGACAAACCUGAAACUGAUCACAUCAAGCAUAUUGUUGAAUAUACUAUGCAAAAGUUGAUGAAGCAUCAAGUUUUCUUGAGCUUAGGUGAGGACACGCGCCUCAACUUCAGCAGUCAUCUUCUCAAAGCUUUGGAGUGCACGGGAAUAAAUGUCUUCUCCAACAAAGCAGAGAUUCAAUUCUCUCAAGCAAUUGCAGCCUCAAACCUAUCGAUAAUUGUUUUAUCUAAAGACUAUGCUUCUUCGGAAUCAUGCUUGGCUCAACUCUCUGACAUCAUGGGGCGUAAGCGCACUCAAAAACAUACUAUUAUUCCCAUGUUUUACCAUGUUGAUCCUUCUGAUGUGAGGAAUCUCGGUGGGAGUUUCAAAGCAUCCUUUGAUGAUCAUGAAUCAAAUGGGCUAUGUCAAGUGCAAAAAUGGAAGGAAGACUUUGUUGAAGUUGGUAAAUUAAAAGGGUGGCAUAUAGAGGGAGGCAAAUUUGAUAGGCCUGAUACUGAGUACAUUAAAGAUGUCGUUCAAUAUAUCUUAAAAAUAUUGGAUCGCAAAUCUAGAAGUAUUUAUGAUGAUUUGGUUGGAAUGGAUGAUCAGAAAGAAAUGAUUUUAAGGCUGAUUGAGCAAAAAGAUAGUCGUGUAUUAGGACUUUGGGGAAUGGGUGGUAUAGGCAAAACUACUCUUGCUGAUGUUGUAUAUAAUGAAAUCUCCUCUGAGUUUCAAAGUCGUUGCUUUCUUCAAAAUGUUAGAGAGGAAAUAGAAAUAAAAGGGAUGAAAUAUGUAAGAAAUGAACUUCUUUCUAAACUAUUAGAUGACAAAAUUGAUAUAGACACCCCCUCCAUAGGAUCCCCUUUAACCCAAAAGAGACUCAAAAAUAAAAGAGUAUUUGUCGUCCUUGAUGAUGUUAAUGACUUGGAUCUAAUGGAUCUUAUGGGUGUAAAAUAUUUUGGUGAGGGAAGUAAAAUCAUUGUAACAUCUAGAGAUAGACAAGUUCUUAAGAAUGGAGGAGCUGACAAAAUACACGAGGUAAACAAAUUAAAUGAGAACGACUCUCUGCAACUCUUUUGUACAUUUGCAUUUAAGCUUUUGAAUCCUGCUCUUGAUUUUCAAGACCUAUCCAACAAGUUUUUGGAGUACGCCCAAGGCAAUCCACUUGCCCUGAAAGUUUUGGGUUCUAAACUAUAUACAAAGUCCAGAAAAGAGUGGGAAGGUGAGGUGGAUAAGCUCAAGGAAUAUCCCCAACAAAAAAUUUCACAGAUUUUGAAGAGUAGCUUUGAUGAGUUGGAUGAACUAGAGAAGAAUAUAUUUCUUGAUAUAGCUUGCUUCUUUAAACGAGAACUCAAGGAAGAUGUAGAAGAAAUUCUAAGUUGCUUGUAUAAGGGUGUAGCAUGUGGAAUAAGCAACUUGCUGGAUAAGUGCCUAGUUCAUAUUGAUUCUUAUAGGCGGAUUUCUAUGCAUGAUAUGCUUGAAAAGAUGGGAAAGGAUAUUAUUCUCCAAAGAUCUAAAAACCCGGAAAAGCGAAGUAGGCUAUGGAGUCUCAAAGACGUGAAUAAAGUACUCAGAUAUGAUAAAGAAAAUAAAUCAAUUGAAGGAAUAAGGUUUGAGAUGACUCGGUUUGACCCACUGUUAUCAUGUCAUCACGGUUUUGAGAACAUUCUUAAUCUUAGAUUCAUCGACUUGUCUACUGUGUGUUUGGUGUUCCGGAAUGAUAAGGUACUUGCACACAAAGUUGAUAGUGUAUCUUUUCCUGAAGAGCUAAGAUAUCUUUGUUGGAGCGGGUACCCCUUCAAAUCCUUGUCAUCAAACUCUAAUCCAAAGAAUCUUGCUGUAUUGAAAUUACGUUUUGGAUGUAUGGAACAACUAUGGAAUGAAGAUCAUCGGGAUCUUGUUAAUUUAAGGAUAAUUGACCUUUACUGUUGUAUGAAACUAAGGAAGAUCCCUAAUCUAUCAGGAGCCAUCAACCUUAAGAGCCUUUGCUGCCGUAUGUGUGAAAGUUUGGUGGAACUACCUUGCCUCAGUCAUUUGACAUCUCUUGAAAUCCUUGACCUUUCUGAGUGCAAGAAUUUAAGAAAGAUCCCAAGUUUAUUAGAAGUCAUCAACUUAAAAAGCCUUAACUUAAGCUGGUGUUGGGUGGUCGAACCUCUUGAGCUCCCAAAUAACAUUACCGAGUUAAAUUUAUCUCACACUGUAAUAAAAGAAGUGCCUGAUUCCAUUCAGCAUCUUGUCGGACUUAGAGAGUUGAAUUUGAGUCACUCAUGGGAGAAAAAUGUACCGAACAAUAUUUCAAAGUUCGAGUCCCUUCGUGUGUUGGUUCUUGAUCAUUGCAAAAGCCUUAAGACACUCCUGGAGCUUCCACGGUAUUUGUGGUUCUUGGAUGCAAGUAACUGCACGUCAUUAGAAAAAGUGUCCUUCACUAACGUUAGUUUCAAUCCAUUCCCUUCUUUACAUGACGGUGAUGGUGCUCCUCGUAGAGAAAACGUUUUCAUGCUUUUCUCGAACUGUAGAAGCCUGAAUCAAGAUUCAAUAAAAAAACAUUGUGGCAAACACCAUGCUUCAAAUUCAUUCCCUGGCACAAAGAUGGGUAAGGAGGAGGAAAGGGAUAUCCCUAGGGGAAUAUAGAUGGGAUUUUUUUGUUUUGCUGUUUCCCAGGAAAUGAAGUUCCAGAAAUUGUGUUUUAUUACGGAAGCAUGAAUUAUUCGUUCGAUUUGAAGAUAACCCCAAAUGGGUAUAGUGGGAGCAGAUUCUUGGCUUUUGCUAUCUGUCUUGUGGAUGAUCUCACACUCGCAAAACGAAAUCAUGAAUUUAUCUGUAAAUACCAACUGACCACCACCAGUGGUGAAAAGUUCACGAGUGAGUGCCGUGUUUCUGUGACACAGGACGAGAUCUGCAGUUACAAGAGUGAUCCUUGGCCAUGGAUCAGUAAGUUCGAUUACAAGGGUGAUCAUGUGUUCAUUCUGUUCAAUCAAGAUAUGAUUAUAAUAGACAAUGAUUAUGAGGAGGCAUCAUUUGAAUUGUACAUCAGAAAUCCUUACGGUGAUGAAUUUAAAGUGGAGAAAUGUGGUGUUAACAUAUAUUACAUGGAUGCAGAGGGGUAUACCACUAGUGAUGUGAUGAGAUGGGACAAAUCCUUCGAGAAUUCUGAUUCUCAAGAAGAUGCUAAUGUUGAGGGAGCUCAUGACGGAUCUGCUACUGAAAUAAGACCUGGGGAUGAAAGAAGAUCUGGCAAUGGUGGUGAUGAAGGGCCUAAAACAUUGAAAUAGUUUCACUUCUUUUAAUCUUUGGGUAUGCAACUUCUCAUUCCAAAUGCGUAGGUAAGCUGUUUUCAUUUGUAUUUAAUUGCUUAUGAUAGUUGUACAUUUAAAAGGGAGAUUUGUUAAAAGAGAAGGGUUGAAUUUCUUUCUAUUCAAUUGCUUAUUAUGUUUUCUCAUUCUUUUGUGGGUGGAGGCUAUUUUCAAGGGCAUCAUUUGACGGAUUACAUUGUCAUGUUAGAUUGGUGAGCUUGUGUUUAACCUGUUAUGUGGCGUUUAUCACAUGUUAUCAUUCACCAACAAUCCUUACAUUGUUGUCUGUGUCAUGAAUCUCAUCUAGGUUGUUUUUACUCUCUUCAUACGAUGUGGACAUCUCCUUUGCCAAUUCACGUCGUCUUCUUUUUCUGUCGCUAAUACAGGUGCAGUGUGUGUAGAAUUCUUUUUAUACUUUUGGGUAAAGUACAAAUUUUGUUAAUUAAACUUUACUCUCUUCUAUUCAAUUCCUUCUAUGAAUUUAAUGCUUUGCGUUUUUAAUGG